AUGUCAGACCCCCAACCAUCCCGCAAACGUUUAAUAAUCUGCUGCGACGGCAGCGGCCAAUCCGCCGUCUCAGGCAAAACCAGCGUCCCAUCCAACGUAACCCGACUCUGCCGCGCAAUCAGCAGCGUCGGAACCACUGACAAAACAUGGCAACAAAUUGUCUGGUAUGAUUCCGGAGUCGGAACAAAUGGCCAAGCCCCCGCCAGCAAAGACCUGGAAGGCAACGUUAUCGAAGCGUAUAAUUUCUGCGUGCUGAAUUGGAACCCCGGUGAUCAGAUUCUAUGCUUUGGAUUCUCACGGGGUGCGUAUACGGCGCGCGCUGUCGCGGGUCUGAUUUCCGAUCUGGGAAUUUGUUCAAAGGUUGAUAUUCAGGAUUUUCCCGAGAUUUGGAAAUUGUAUAAGAGUGGUCAUCCUGCGGUUACUGGUGAGAGGUUUUAUGGAAGCGAUGCUUAUUUUGAAUGGCAUGAUGGGAAGCCUGCGGAUCCCCAGCCUGUUGAGAGGCAGGGGGAGAAGAUUGUUGAGGUUGUGGGUGUUUUUGAUACCGUUGGGGCUCUUGGAUUUCCGGAGGUCUUUGGGUAUGAGGUGCCCAAAUGGUUGACGAGGACGGACAAGCCCGAGUGGCAUAAUGUUGGACUUUCUCCAAAUAUUAGACAUGCAUUCCAGGCGCUCGCCUUAGAUGAGCAUCGUGCUGUAUUCACUCCGACACUAUUUUAUGUUCCAAUCGUGACGAAAGCUUUGCCUGGGGAUAUUUUGAAACAGCAAGAAGUCCACAAGAUUGCGACGAAAGCAUGGUUGGAUCUUUUGUUGACUGAAAGACCAACCAUUGAUGAAAUCAACCGUGUGCUGAAAGCCAAGAAUGAAGCCUCGCGCAAACUUCUCGAGAUGGAAGAUAGUCAAAAGGACCCCUCAAAGCUGCUCCAAGUCUGGUUCCCAGGAGUUCAUGUCAACAUCGGUGGCGGGUCGACCCUCACCUUGGAGAACAAGGGCAAUAUGGAAGAAAUGUCCAACAUCGUAUUCGCCUGGAUGCUGGAUCAAAUCAAAGGCUUCGUCUCCCUGAACGACGAAGUGUUGCAGAAAGAUCAACUCGCCCGUCGGAACCGCUUGUCCAAGAUAAACAAUUCUCUUCACUGGUACAAUGAGCGCAUGAAGCAGCGACAAAGUGAAUCGUGGGGACAAUGGCUUCGACGUGGUAGCGAGUGGGUAACUUCAUCCAUCUUGCAUCCCCUCACGCCCAGCGACAAGCCCGCUUAUAUGCAUGAUCGCGUCUAUACCUGGGGCCUUGGCGACCUGCCAGACAACUUUGGAAUUGUCUAUAUUGCCAAUGGGUCUCGACCACGAACUCCAGGCCGAUAUGCAAUUGCAAAUGGACAAAAGCUCGGUGAGACUUUCGAGCGCAUCCACCCUGUUGUUGGAUACAGAGUGGAGAAAAUACAGAGCGGUCCAAAGAAUCAACAGUAUCGGCCCAUCUGGCUGGUGGGUGAUAACUAUGAGCGCCGGAGGAAAGGUGGCAAGUAUGAAUACCGCCUGAGAUACCCUGGGGCCUCUGAAGAUGAAGUCCUGCCUGAGUGGGAGAUGUCUGCAGAUGUCAACUCUUAUGAGCGAUUGGCGAUUGAAGGAGAUUCAGCUUAUGACUAUGUUGAUGCCUUGGACUUUGAGUUGGGCAGAGACAUCAAGACUCCUCGUUCGCGACUUGGGUGGGGUGACCGAACUUCCAGUUAA
Messenger RNA from Penicillium brevicompactum, 1719 nucleotides. RefSeq names its product T6SS phospholipase effector Tle1-like catalytic domain-containing protein. The coding region runs from base 1 to 1719 and encodes 572 amino acids. Lineage: Eukaryota; Fungi; Ascomycota; Eurotiomycetes; Eurotiales; Aspergillaceae. The transcript is spliced from 3 exons. The record is from RefSeq and is a predicted model, not a curated record.